Molecule: messenger RNA, 789 nt
Organism: Notothenia coriiceps (black rockcod)
Lineage: Eukaryota; Metazoa; Chordata; Actinopteri; Perciformes; Nototheniidae
Product: coiled-coil domain-containing protein lobo homolog
Exons: 6
Biological process (GO): flagellated sperm motility
Cellular component (GO): motile cilium
Source: RefSeq, a predicted model, not a curated record
CUCCAACUAAGCCGUUUUUAUUUCUGUACGACGGGAUGAAUGGAGACUGUAGUGGAGUCAGACAGUGAGGAGCAGGGCAGAGGUGGAGAGACAGAAGAGGAGGAGGAGGAUGACCCAGAGCCGAUGAAGAAAAGUGUUUCUCAGGAGCUUCACCUGAAGGUGGACGAGCUGUGUCCAGAGUCCUACAGGGUUAACUCCCCCGACCAGAUCCGACUGCUGGCCAUCGCCGACAACUUCCAGCGUCAGUAUUCACUCCUGUAUCCCGACCGCAAACCCCUGCUGCUCUGCCCGGUCAACGAAUGUGGAGUCAGGAAGUUUGUGUCCAUGACUCUCCGGCCCACACCGACAGUCUUCCCCGAAAUUUUCGCCUGGGAGGGAUGCGCCUCCUUGGUGGCUGACUUCCUGUCUCUGGACCCUUUGGAGCCACCUGUGGAUCUGCCAAGGUAUUUGUUCUCCUCCAGCUCAGUGCUGCAGAAUCAGAGUGCCACAUGUUUUGAAUCCGCCACCCUGCUGUGCAGCCUGCUGCUCGGCAACCACUACGACGCUUACUGUGUCAGCGGCUACGCUGUGAGAGAGAUGUGUCUGAUGGACCGCAGCCUGCAGGAGUGCCCCCUGCUGGACACCCAGGUCAAGGGCAAGAUCUCCGAGGAGGAGCCGCAGGAGAAUAAAUACACAGUGAAACCUCUGAGGGAAAUGAAGAGUCGCUUUCUGACGCAGCUAGAGCAGAAGAAACAGGAGGCAGAGGCCGAGAUGCUUCACAAACAAAAACUACAGGAGGUAACAGGAUCU